Molecule: messenger RNA, 2242 nt
Organism: Caenorhabditis elegans
Lineage: Eukaryota; Metazoa; Nematoda; Chromadorea; Rhabditida; Rhabditidae
Gene: tag-250
Product: Putative protein tag-250
Exons: 13
Coding region: 7-465 (152 amino acids)
Cellular component (GO): cytoplasm
Source: RefSeq, marked reviewed
UUUCAGAUGACAACACCGCCAGAUGGCACGUCAUCAUCUUCGUCUGCAAAAUUCAUGUCGGCGGUUAAUGGUUUGGUGCCGUCUACCAUUUUUGAUCGAAUUAACUCGGACAUGGAUGUUUCGGAAGAAAUGGAAGAGAUUCGAGAAGUUCUAUAUGAGAUGAUCAAAACUAAUUUUCCAAUGGGUGUUGCAGCAACUCAUCUUUCGGAAAAAUAUCAUGAGGAAUUUGUUUCAAAAGGACUUGGACGUGAACUUCCCGAAGAUUGGAUUCAGCAAGUCACUGCUGCAGAAGAGUUUGAAGCUCAGACACGCGGCCCCAUCACCAUACUGUUCGUCCGUCUCUCAAACACAUCAUCGUUCAAAAGACCACCCAUAAAUUCAGUAAAUGUACGAGCUUGCCCAAUUCGCAUUAACACCACGCCCCCUCUGUCUUCUCUAACCUUAAUUCGAAUAUGGAGGAAUUGAAUUCCGAUUUCAUCAUUUCCACGGAUCGAGAACCAACUGCGGAUGAGUUGAAAAAAAUUAAACAAAGAAAAGAGAAUGAGCCAACGGAGCAUGCAAAAACGCUUUCUCAACAAUCUGUCGCUCUAAAAGAAGGAUCAACUGUGUCAAUCGUCUAUGCAGAUUCGCCAAAGAGAUUCUUUAUUCGAGCUCUCGCGGAUGACGAUCAGUAUGAAAAAAUUGGAACUACGCUCGCUGAGAUUUAUGCUCAAGAAACUCCGCCAUCGGCACUCGAUAGUCGAGUUGCAAUUUAUGAAAUUGUGGCUGGUGGAGCUUAUGCCCUUCAAGAUUCGAAUGGAACAUGGUUUCGUGUAAUUGCCAAGCAGCCACCACAAUCCGGACAAGUCAUGUGCCAUUUUGUGGAUGUUGGCGUCUGUGAGAAAUUCCCUGUGGCGGCGAUAAGACUCUUACCACCUGCUGUGCAUCCAGUAAUGUCAAUCGGAUCAAUGGCUCGAGAAGUUCGUAUGGAUGUCAGUGAAGAAGAAUCAUUGAGGUUGAAUAAUAAAUUUGUUGAUUUAACAUUCGAGACAAAAGAUGAUGGAAUUCAGGUUCCGAUAAAUCUAACACUUUCAAAGUUUGACUCCUCAGACUCCGAAUCUUUACCAGUUGUAGAUCUUCAAAGUUCUGAUGGCUUAUCAAUUACCGAAUUUCUUAAAAAACCAUCUGGAGUUGUUCGAUUGAGUACUCCAACAAAAACAACUUCACCUAUUACUCCGGCUUCUGCUUCAACAUCCAGUUUGACAUGUCUUUUUGACAAACCUGCGACGGUAAAUAUCUUCUAUUGAUGUUUAGAAAUUUUAGAAUAACAUUUUCAGAUCCAACCAAUGACCGUUGCUCAAAUGCCGAUGUCAGCGUUCCCAGCAAAUGCAAUUUUCGCUGCAGGACCCACGGACAUCUCAUUACGGCAACUUUCAUUAGACCCGAUGCCCGAUUAUAUGUAUGCAAAGUUGAAAGACGAAUGUGCUCUGCCUGAUUCUCAACUGGAAAGUUCUCCUGAUUUUGGAGGAUUCUACGCGGCUUUUAUCGAUGAUCGUUGGGAACGUGUUCAGUGUAUUCGUGCGAGUAAAAUUGACAAACAAGCCUAUUGUGUAUAUCUUCUGGAUGUGGGCGCUUUCCAAUACGUGCGAAAAGAAGCAAUGCGACGUCUCAACUCCACGUCACCAUUCAAAAAAAUGCUGAUGUUCAAGUGUAAAAUCGGAGGAAUCAAACCAGUUGCUGGAGGAGAAGUUUGGAGCCGCGAGUCACAUGAAGCUGUUCGAGAAUUCUUUGAAGCAGCAUGUGGUGAACCUGUUGUGGUUGAACCAACUCAGCCUGGAUGGUCUCAAUGGAAACAAUUAAAUGCUCCAGCUGUUCCAACCUGUGAAGCUCGUUUAUCUUGUUGUGGUAGAGAUAUUGGUGACUGGCUCAUCGCGUGUGGUUUGGCUCUUCCAAUAAAUGCACCAAUUCCAAGUCCCAAUUCACAGUCACUUCUUACUUUUGUUCCAACACCAAUUAAUAUUGUUGGCAGAAAUAUUUGAAUAUUUUCUGAUCCGUCUUCAUUACAAAGCUUCUAAUCAAUUUUGUGCUUUAUUUUUUUCUAAUUUUUGAAUAUUGUAUAUUUUCAUAAUUCCUCAGUUUUGCCGAUUAGUAGUCUUUCUCUGAAAAUUCAAAAAUAUUUGCUCAGUUUUCCACUUUUCUCUUCAGUUUUUAUUCUUUCUAGUUUCAUAAUUCUGUGAUAAUUUCAGUUUUAUUGUCUUUUAAU